This is a messenger RNA of Letharia columbiana, 2109 nucleotides long. RefSeq lists its product as uncharacterized. NCBI's taxonomy places the organism in Eukaryota, Fungi, Ascomycota, Lecanoromycetes, Lecanorales, Parmeliaceae. The transcript is spliced from 6 exons. Gene Ontology annotation, molecular function: protein binding. The coding region runs from base 1 to 2109 and encodes 702 amino acids. The record is from RefSeq and is a predicted model, not a curated record.
AUGGCCGAACUUGCCGCGGCCGGCAGUGCAGUGGGCAUCAUUUCUCUAGCCAUCACAACCUGCCAAGGUGUCCUCUCCUACUACAAUUCAUGGGACACCCAGGACCAGGACAUCAGCCACGCGAAGGGGAGAAUCGAAACGCUGCGGAGCAGUCUUUCCGCCCUUGAAGAGAUCCUGCCGAAGAUAUCGUCUUCUUUAGCGAUUGCUGGCCAUGUGGAGCGGUGCGUGCUCUCUUGCCAAGAGGGCACCGCGAGGCUGGAACAAUUUCUGGGAAAAUGUCGCAAGAAUCCUGCUCCCACCAGCCUUACAGACAAACUUCGAGAUUGUCGACAGAAGGCUAUAUUUCCUUUUCGACAGUCUUCUUUGGAUAGUCUCAAAGAAAUUCUGCGGGAUCUCGAGGAUAAUCUGGGUACUGCGCUCCAGGUCUUGCAACUUGACACGUCCGAAGCCCAGUUCCGACGGACCUCAGACUUGGUGGAUCUUACAAAGUCGACAGCCUCAUCGGUUGAUGGCGCUAGCCGGGGUAUUUCGGUUAUUGACCAUAAGGUGGAUGUAGUCAUGGGUGCCUUGCCACAAAUCCAACAAGGUGUGGCUCAAUUUACGUCCGAUGUUCCGAUGCUUCAUUCUUCUAUUACAAGUAUGGAGCAGAGUAUGGAGCGAAGACUUCAGGCCAUUGAAAGGGUCACGUCCUGCAUCUUGCCUGAUUUCCAGACCAGGCUUGAUCAGCUUCCCCUUCGGAUCGAAGAAAGUCUGGCAGCAUCUACCGCUUUGGCGGGCCGGAGUCCAUCAGUAGAGGCCUCUGGCUUGAAUGUUAUCAAGUCAGCCACGUCUACAACUCUCGGCGACAUGGAUGAGGACGUGCGAAAGCUUCAACUUGCUCUGGCUCAGAGGCCCAGCAUACUACGGACUGUCUGCGAUGAAACGGACGGUCUGGAGAUGAAUAUCGAACGUAUAUCCACAAUGAUGGCGCGAAAUAGAACUACACAGGACGGUCGAAAUGGGAAACGGACCCAGCAGAUACCAUACUGCUCUUGCUCUCCUCUGACCCGGAGAAGAGUCGCCACGUACUCGAUUGGUAGCGUCGAGUUUUUCAAGACGUCCAUGGAAUCUUGCAAGCAUUCGACCAUCUGUCCUUUCUACAUUGGGACUGAGGCAACCACAAUAGUAGGACUCAAGAUGGCAUACUAUGGGAGACUUUUAGCAAACACUGUUCGGGCUACUAUAUCCAUCACGGCUGGAGCUGGUGGGUUUUCGAUAAACCCUUGCUUGAACUAUCGUGCUCUAGUCCCCAGUAAUUCGCCAGCGUUCAGUCUUCUAAACCUGCGGGAACUGUCAAAGGGUUUCCGCAGCAUGCCUCUAUCCCAAACAAACGAAGUCUGCGAGUAUUUCGAAAGUAUUUUGCAACAACUCUACGAGUUGUUCAAGGAUAAGGCAGCGUCACCGACCGAUAUAGACGAGGACGGAGAAACUUUGCUCACUGAACUCUGCGGCGGCAUGAUUAUGCUAAGUACGGAUUUUAAUAUUGAGGCAUCCCAGAGCUUUCGUAUUCUUUUCAUGGGACUUGUCGCUGCUGGGGUCCCUCUAAACGAAACAUGUGAUGAGGGACGAACUGUUCUAGACUACUUAGUAGAUGAUGGCAUGGAGGCUAGUGGGGAGAUAAGAUCCGAACGGAAUUACGCUGAACUGGCGUUCGAGGCUGGCGCAGAACUAUCGGAUUCCUGGUUUUGGGAUUAUGAUUACUUUCCGGCAAGGCAUUUAGAAAGAUCGAUCAAAUUUGAUAAAUGGAUGGACGAUUCUGAAUGCGGUGCACUCAGUGCCGCUAUCCUCUGUCGCUCGGAAAGGAACACUGAGCAAAUUUUGCACAAAUCCCCAGGAAGCAUCCAUGAUCGGAACUCACGAGGCCAGUCUCCUCUUCACCUUUCUUGCACUUGGCCGAAAGGUGUCAUUCUGUUGCUUCGUUGUGGCGGCAGUGAAAUAAUCGACCAAACGGACAACCGCGGACAUCUUCCUUUAGCGUAUGCCUGUGCAAGUAAUUGUCUAGAAGCAGUGAAGCUGAUGUUGGAGGCUGACAGCGCUCUAUCUUCUCUAUGCGAGUCUGAUGAUGGCUAA